Nymphalis io (European peacock) is the source of this 1842-nucleotide messenger RNA. RefSeq lists its product as uncharacterized. Gene Ontology annotation, cellular component: transcription regulator complex; nucleus. The record is from RefSeq and is a predicted model, not a curated record. Gene Ontology annotation, biological process: regulation of transcription by RNA polymerase II. The coding region runs from base 205 to 996 and encodes 263 amino acids. Lineage: Eukaryota; Metazoa; Arthropoda; Insecta; Lepidoptera; Nymphalidae. The transcript is spliced from 2 exons.
ACUCGCGAACAGCGGACUGCGUACCAGCCGCCGGGCGCCGGGUGCCGGGCUGCGGGGUCGAGGCAGAGGCAGUGAGGCGGCGCGCGGCGCGGGUCGGCGGAGGGGCCGGCAGCGGCGGCCGCGCCCGCUCGGGCCCAGCGGCCCCGCUCAGUCCGCGCCCGGAGUCCGCCGCCGCCGCCUCGCUGCCUUGCCACACGCCGCGCCAUGGAGAUGGAGCACUUCAUAGAAACCGUGCGUAAAUACAACUGCCUGUGGAACACGACCGCCAUCGAGUAUCGUGAUCAGGAGCUGAAGGACGCCGCCUGGGCAGAGGUGAUGAAGGAGACGGAUCUGUCGUCAGUGAAAGAAGUAAAAUUAAAAUGGAAGAAGCUCCGUGACAGCUAUCGCGAUGCGCUAAAGCGACAGAGUGAAAUGCUGGCUAAGGACCCCAGCAACCCCGCUAAGAAAGUCUACCCCUGGAAGUACAUGGGACUAAUGCAGUUUCUGCAGCCGCACAUGAGUGUGCGCAAGAAGCCAGCGGAGUCACCACAGUACGCGCCUCCACCGGCACAAUACUCGUCCGCGCACGCGCACAACGGUGAUGCACAUUCCACCGACGAUUCCGACUCGGAACCAGAGUCCUCGCCCAAGCGUAAAAGCGUCGAGCGUCUCACCGUCAUCGACAGAAAGUUAGACUACCUCUGCAAGGCGCAGAGCAAACGCCAGUUCACCGACGCGCACUACCAGGAGCGGAAGCGAGACCGCCUGCCGCCGGCGGUGCCUGACCCGUUGGACAUCUUCUUCAACAGCAUGUGCCAGUCGACGAAGCGCUUCCCGUACCCGGUACAGAUCCGGAUUAAGAAGACUCUGUUCGACGCCGUGAUCGAGGCGGAGGAGGCGCUGAUCGCAGAGCAACAGAGCUACGCCAGUCUGUGGGCGCAAGGCGCUGGAAGUUCCUCCAGCAGCGAGGCGGCAGAAGCGGGAGAGGCGGACGACGAAGACCGUAAGCCCUCCUGAGCCGCCGCCCGCGCCGCGUUCUACCUCUACUACGCACACUAUGCCAACUACGCACGCUACGCCUCCUCUGACGCCUAUCCUUCGUAGAUUCGCGACCGGGAGACAUUGCGCUUUCGUUUGGACAUACCAGUGGGUGCGAGUCUGGUGGGUGACGUCAUCGGUGUUCCGUUUACCAUUAAGCAGUAUUGUUAAUGUUAAUUAAGGCCCGACCCAGUCGGUUGUAUAUACGAGCGUACGAUAGAGAGAGAGGGAGGUAACGUGACCAGAUAAUAUACGCUUAUAAUGAAAACGCCCAUUGUGGAUCGAUCGUUCAUGGCUAGUGGUUUAGUGAUAUAAUGUCUAAUCAUUUAACAUAAGUACUGUUUACAAUACAAAUAGUAUGUGCUCACUCGAAUAGUUGGCUAUUGAGCACCCUUUACUUCCUAGUAUAUAAUUUAUCCUUCCUGUUGACACGGGGUAGCAGUUUAUACUGGCACGGCUCUCGCUUGAUUUUUGCAUAAAUAGAAAGGUCAACUGAGUGUCUGUCAUCCGACAAAAGUAUACCGUACGCUUGAUCUUUAUAACAAUGUUUUGAUGUUCGGCUCGAGACAGUAUGCUGUUAUACAGGGACAGUACGUCCGCUAGAAGCUGCCGACUGCCGACUGCCGACCAAUUUACACAGUCAGUUGGCACUGUCCCGACGCAGUAUCUUCUAGAAUCUAGAACUUCAAUCGACUGAUUUACUUUUGCGAGUAUAACGAUUAGGUUAAGUUUAUAUCAUAGCUAAGGGAAAACUGGAAUGUGUGUAAUUUUUAUUUUUAUAUAAACUAUAGACUUCCAUUAAAAUAUAAUAAACACUUGAUAUAA